Molecule: messenger RNA, 1764 nt
Organism: Vespa crabro (European hornet)
Lineage: Eukaryota; Metazoa; Arthropoda; Insecta; Hymenoptera; Vespidae
Product: retinol-binding protein pinta-like
Exons: 5
Coding region: 221-1087 (288 amino acids)
Cellular component (GO): membrane
Molecular function (GO): phosphatidylinositol bisphosphate binding
Source: RefSeq, a predicted model, not a curated record
AUUCAGUUCUCUCGUAGAUCAUUUUUAGUUGAGACGAUUUUCCCUAAAUAAAAUCGUUUCGAUCUUUUUAUACAAAUGGAAGAUAAUUUAAAAAAGGAGUGACAAUUUUUUUAAAAUAAAAUUAAAUGUUGAUAUAAUAGAAGAUAAGAUAGUUUUUAAUUUGGAGGAAGAUAACGGAUACGCAAAGAACAGUUGUAUUUAUAUUUACUACUUAUACAGAAUGACAGAGUCAAAAGUUUACGUUUGUCAAUUAUCUCAAAAGGAAAAAGAUUACGCAGCGGCAAGUUUAAAUGAGACAGAUGACAAUAGAUCGCAGAAGAUCGAAGAAAUACGCGAAUGGAUUUUAAAAAAUGAUAAUCUACAUGCUUGCACUGACGACUUCUUUAUUCUACGUUUUUUAAGGGCUUGCAAAUUUAAUAUUGAAACAACGAAAUAUAAAUUUUGGAAUUAUCAUGAACAAAGAGGUAACACUCCAGAAUGGUAUGCAAAUAAGGAUCCAUUUCUGGUCGAAUUACAGGAUAUGUUUGAAUUAGGAGUAUUUUUACCAAUGAGGAAAUUAGAUAAUAAAGGGAGAAUGGUGGUUCUAAUACGAAUCGCCGCACAUGAUCCUAAUAAGCAUAAACAAGCGGAUAUGCUAAAGGCUUCUUUGAUGACGUUGGAUAUCGCAAUAAGAGAAAACGAAUCUGUUUCGUUGCAUGGUAUAAUAGCCAUUUUGGAUUUAGCAGGUAUAUCUUUCGGUCACGCGCUUCAAUUUUCACCGAGCGUCAUUAAAAAGUUGGUACAUGCUUGGCAAGGUUGUUAUCCUUUAAGAAUACAGGCGUUAGAGUUUAUAAAUUCACCGAUUUAUGUAAAUGUCGUUUUAAAUGUCUUCAAAAGUUUUAUGGUCGAUAAAUUGAAACGAAGAGUGCACGUGCAUACGUACGGAAAGAAAACUUUUCUCGAUAUAGUUCAACGUGAUAUAUUGCCGGUUGAGUAUGGUGGUACCGACGGAUCUAUAAAUGAUUUAAAAGAUUAUUGGAAAUGUAAAGUGGAAGAAAAUCGAGCGUGGUUCGCUGUGGAAGAAUGUUAUAAAGUAAAAAUUAAAUAAUAUAUAGAUAUAAAUAUAUAUAUAUAUAUAUAUAUAUAUAUAUAUAUAUAUAUAUUUAUAUAUUAUGCGCAUAUAUUGGUAAAGUUUAGGAAUUCUGCAUAUAAAUCUGGUAUUAUGAUUGUUUCGGAGACAUUUGUAAAAAAACAAUAUAGUUUUAGCAUAGAAUGUACAAAGGGUACUGAAAGUCUUUAAGUCGGAUUAAGAGUUCUUAGAUAAAUUUAAAUAUCAAUUACUUUUUUUCUUCUAGAGUUUUUAUAAUUAUAAUUAGGAUUGUUGUUUUAUUAUUCGAAGAAAUAAAAAUUGUCCUAAAAAUUCUCGAUAAAGACUAAUUGAUUUUUCGAAUCAUCUAAGAACUUUUGAAUCAGUCUGUAACCGUAAUAUUUUUAUUUUUUAUACAUAUUAUUCAGAUUAUUCAUAGGAGAGAUAUAUAAUAUAAAAUAUUAUAAUGUAAAUAAUAUAAUACUAUAUAAUAUUAUAUAUAUGAUCUUUAAAUAAGGCUGUUCAUUGUCUUUCAUUCGUACCGUAUAAAUAUAUUAAUUGAAAAGUAUUUGCUGAUUGUACAAACUUUAUAUUAAUUCUUUCUAAUUGUGUAUUUAAGCAGCCAUUAGAUCGAUAUAUAUAUAUAUAUAUAUAUAUAUAUAUAGUGUAUAUCAUAGUAUAUAAAGUAUGAUAUACAU